This is a messenger RNA of Symsagittifera roscoffensis, 2323 nucleotides long. RefSeq lists its product as uncharacterized. The record is from RefSeq and is a predicted model, not a curated record. The transcript has 5 exons. Gene Ontology annotation, molecular function: DNA binding. Lineage: Eukaryota; Metazoa; Xenacoelomorpha; Acoela; Convolutidae. Bases 614 to 2323 code for a protein of 569 amino acids.
AAUUUCAGAUGAAGACGUGUUAAAUCAUUUGGAGAGACUGAAGAAAAGAUUCUGCCGUGAGAACGGUGUGACAGUUGCAUGCUUCGCUGUCUUCAGCCACAAAUCCCCUUCCGCUGUCUGAGUAAGACGCACACAUUUCCUCUAUGACGGAGUUAAGCCAUCUUAGUAGAUCUAAGCCGCACACUGCUCCAAUUUUUACCCCUUUAGCAAAGCAACCUACUAGCAUUUACUCAAUUAGAGAGAGGGCUCUAUUUGCACAAUUACAUAGCUGGCGGACUUAUCUCUGCUAUUUCAAAGUAUAGCAAAUUAUUUCAAAAAUACUUCCAACAAAUCGAGCAGAUAGCGUUAUCUACAUAACUACACCUAAAGUACUCUUCUUUUUCAUCAAAGACGGGCUAAUUAUUGUCCUUGCAAGACGAAAAACAGUCGACCAGUUAUAUCACAUCCAGAAAAUAGUCAAGUUGGCAUUGAAAUUCAAGGAAUUUACAUCAAGUUGUCUCACCAAAAAAAAAAAUGAAAGAUAUCACUUUUCUUUCAACCUCUUCGAUUUACAUUCAUUUUCAAUUCAAAAUAUCAGCAGAUCAGUGAAAAAAAUAGUCAAAAAAACUUGGCCAUGCCCAAUCGUUUCAAGUUCCAGGGACCCGAGGGUUCCAUAAUCAUGGAAUUCGACGACAACUGCACUGUAUUCCAAGUUCGGACACUUCUGUCUCAGACAAUUGACCGCAAAGUGCUCGGACUGGUCGCCGCUGCCGACAAGCUGUCGGGAGGAUCUGCUGGAACUAACCAAUCACAGCACUCGGUUAUCCGACUGUUGGACAGUCAAAGAAUGAAGGAAGUUGAUAGAAAAGUGGUGAUGAUGCUCGAGUGUGAAAAAUUAGCGAUGAUGACGUCAGAGGGCGUGAACAAGAAAGAGCCGAGUGAAGGACAGGAAGCGAAGAGUGGUGAAAUGGAAACAAGCUCCACAUCAAAUGAUAAAACUUCCAAUUCCACAGAUCAUGACUCCAAAGAAACAUCAAGUACGGGAAACGAACCUCAAAACACAUCGCCCAAAACAAACUCACACCAAUCUAAGUCUCCAGAGGAAAAGAGGGAGCCACAAGCAACAUUAACACAGCAACCUUUCCCAUCUCCAUUCCUGGAAGCAGCAAGUGCAGGAAUGGCACCCCUUCCGUUCAACUUCAACCCGUUCUUAUUGGUUCCAGCAGUGCUGAAGUACUGUAUCCACUUUGAGAUAGACAAAUUCAAUAUCAAUGCCGAGAUAUUCUCACAUGCAACUAUGGGGUGUAAUGCUGCCACGAUGGAAAAGGUUUUACUGUUGCCAACUGGAGAGUACAUGGACGGGAGUGGGAAGUUCCUCCCUAUUGUGAGACACUUCAUGCAGUGUGAGGAAGGCAGGGCGAAAAUCUACAGCAGAGUGAAGACGGAGUUGAAAAGAGUGGCACAUAAUGCGGCAGCAGCUACAGCUAGUAGUGGCAACAAUGGUGGCCAGGGGAGGGGACUUCAAGGCCAUACCUUACCUCAUCAUAGCCAUACAUCACAAGAGACACCAUCAAACCAACUUCAGAAUGGCGCAACAACCUCAUCAGAAAUUCAAUCAUUCCCUGGUGCAAACAAACAAAUAAACAACAACAACAUGAUGCAACACAACCUCAACAGCUUAAACGACUUGUUUCCCAACAGCAGAAACACUCAAAAUGUAUUCGGAGCUCUGAAUUCACUUCAUCUCUUAGGCUCCAUGCAACGCGAUUCUAUAGACACGAACCCAACUCAAAAUUUAACCCCGACUCCCGCGAGUGUUUUAAGCGUUACCUCUCUUGCAAACGCUACAACAGCAGGAGUAGCUUCUAAUCAGCCUCAAAUAUCACCUAACAGUAGUAGUUUAAGUGGCAAAGCGAGUUCCUAUUUUUCAACAUCAAGCGAAGUUGCAAAAGCAAUGCAGCAACAAUCGAGCGCUAUAGAUUCAACAUCAUCUGGACAGAACAUGAAACGUAUGCGAAGACGAACAACAAUUAGCAGGUCUGCAAAACAAGUAAUGUUCGAAUGGUAUCUCUCAAACGGAAGGUAUCUAACAGCCGAUGGUCGGAGCCUCUUAUCUAGUCAUCUCGGACUCACAGAAGAGAAUGUCCGAGUAUUCUUCAAAAAUCUGCGAAGACUUGAGAAAAAGUGCGAAGACACAGGAGUAUCCCUGUACGAUGCUCUAAAUCGAUCGGAUAGUGAGCAUUCUUCGUUUUCGGAUGAUUUGAAUCUGCUUACACAACAGUCUUUUACAGAAGAGGACGAGGACUCGAGUCCAACUAUGAUAAAACUAGAGACAAUCGAAUGA